This is a messenger RNA of Arabidopsis thaliana (thale cress), 1860 nucleotides long. Its product is annotated as SPFH/Band 7/PHB domain-containing membrane-associated protein family. The transcript has 2 exons. Bases 77 to 1516 code for a protein of 479 amino acids. The record is from RefSeq and is marked reviewed. Lineage: Eukaryota; Viridiplantae; Streptophyta; Magnoliopsida; Brassicales; Brassicaceae. Gene Ontology annotation, cellular component: plasma membrane; plasma membrane raft.
UCUCCACAAACAAACUUGUACUAGAAAAAUCCCUAAAUCUCAACAAAACCCUAAUUUCAAGGAAGACGAAGAAAGAAUGAGUUACAGAGUCGCUAAAGCAUCGCAGUAUCUUGCGAUCACCGGUGGUGGGAUCACAGACAUCAAGCUUGCAAAGAAGUCUUGGGUGUUUCCAUGGCAGUCUUGCACCGUCUUCGACGUUUCUCCGGUGAACUACACGUUCGAGGUUCAAGCUAUGAGUUCCGAGAAACUUCCCUUUGUUAUUCCUGCUGUUUUCACAAUCGGUCCUCGCGUUGAUGAUCCUCACGCUCUCUUGUUGUAUGCCAUGCUUAUGUCUCAACACGAUAAGCACUCGAAUCACGUCAAUGAGCUUGUUCAGGGUGUUAUCGAAGGAGAGACUCGUGUUCUUGUUGCUUCCAUGACUAUGGAAGAGGUCUUCAAAGGAACAAAGGAGUUUAAGAAGGAAGUGUUUGACAAGGUUCAGCUAGAGCUAAACCAGUUUGGUCUUGUGAUCUACAACGCCAAUGUGAAGCAGCUUGUUGAUGUGCCUGGACAUGAGUACUUCUCUUACUUGGGCCAGAAGACUCAGAUGGAAGCAGCAAACCAAGCCAAGAUCGAUGUAGCAGAGGCAAAGAUGAAGGGAGAGGUUGGUGCCAAAGAAAGGACUGGACUCACAAUCCAGAAUGCAGCCAAGAUUGACGCUGAGUCAAAGAUCAUCUCUACUCAAAGGCUAGGAGAAGGGACAAAAGAGGAGAUCAAGGUGAAGACUGAAGUCAAAGUGUUUCAGAAUGAGAAAGAGGCUCUUGUUGCUAAGGCUGAUGCAGCACUUGCGAUUCAAAAGGCUGCUUUGUCCCAAAACUCUCGUGUGGCUGAGGUUGAAGCAGCCAAGGCUGUUGCUUUGAGGGAAGCUGAGCUUCAGACUAAAGUAGAGAAGAUGAAUGCAUUGACUCGGACAGAGAAGCUUAAAGCUGAGUUCCUCAGUAAAGCCAGUGUUGAGUAUGAAACUAAGGUGCAAGAAGCGAACUGGGAGUUGUACAAUAAGCAAAAGCAAGCAGAAGCUGUUCUUUACGAGAAGCAGAAGCAAGCGGAAGCGACGAAAGCUGCAGCUGAUGCUGCCUUCUAUUCAAAACAGAAAGAUGCAGAGGGACUUGUCGCAAUGGCCGAUGCUCAGGGGACUUACCUCAAGACCCUCUUAGGCGCAGUUAACAAUGAUUACUCAGCCAUGAGAGACUUCUUGAUGAUCAACAAUGGCAUUUAUCAGGAUAUUGCCAAGACCAAUGCUGUUGCGAUCAGGGACCUGCAGCCUAAGAUCAGCGUGUGGAACCAUGGUGGUGCUGAGCAGGGGAUGAACGGUGGUGGUAAAGCUACGAUGAACGAUAUUGCUGGACUCUACAAGAUGUUACCACCGGUUCUUGAUACGGUUUAUGAGCAGACAGGGAUGCAGCCACCAGCUUGGAUUGGUACAUUGCGUGGUGCUGAGCCCAAACAAUCACUUCAUGCUCAACAACACAGAGGUUGAGAUCUCAAAUGUUGCUUCUUUAAUUAUACUUUUAGCUGUUGGGGUUUGUUUUCUUUUUCUUAUGUUAUAGAACUUGGAAGUUAGAGUUUGAAGUUAAAACAAUAGUAUCUGACAAAUGCGACUUCGACUAGUGAUUUCGAUAAGGAUGUGUUUUUCCUUUUUCAAAUGUCAGAUUUAUUAUUGCGUGUUGAAGAUACCUUUCUUCUCUCUUGAUACACUAAUAUAAAUAACAUGUUUAGUGGUGGUCUACUAAAAUAAACAGAAGGGGAUUAUCAACACAUGAUUGCUUCAAUAGUUGAAUGCAAUUGUGGAGAUGGAUGUACCUUCCAGAUGGAUAAUCAAGG